UUUCUUUUAUUUUAUUUUCCUUUCCUUUCAACUGAUCAAAACUGUUUGAGCUUUGAAAAUGGCAGCUUCCUGUGUUUACGAUGUCUUCUUGUCUUUCCGUGGCCUUGAUACUCGCAAGACAUUUACUGGCCACCUCUUGGCUGCUUUGGAUCAGCAUGGUUUUUACACAUUCAUGGGUGACACUAAACUCCCAAGAGGUGAAGAAGUUGGUCCUGAAUUGUUGAAAGCAAUUGAGGAAUCAAGGGUUUCCGUUAUUGUAUUCUCAAAAAACUACGCGUCCUCAAGAUGGUGCCUUGACGAGCUUGUCAAGAUCAUAGAUUGCAAGAGGACACUCCAUCAGAUUGUUAUUCCCGUCUUCUAUGACGUCCAACCUUCUGAUGUUCGAUCACAGAGCGGUUGUUAUGCAGAAGCGUUUGCCCGUCACGAAAACCGGUUAGACUUAAAAAGGGUGAAAAAUUGGAGGUCAGCUCUCGAAAAGGCUAGCAAUUUGUCCGGUUACGUCCUGCAAAAUGUGGCCAACGGGUACUUAAUUCUCUUUAUUCUCUUCAAAAAAGCAUUCUAACACAUUACCUGUUUGAUCAAUUAUUUAUUUUGAUUUUUACAUCUUACGUAGCUGAAGCGAUAAAGUGUUUUGGUUAUCUUUUUUAAAAAAAAAAAAAAAAAAAUCAUAAACGUGUACAUAAUAUAUAAAAAUGAUAUGGGCAACAUAAUACUAUACAAUGGGUGUAGGUGCUUUAUGAGUUUGAACCUUCACUUAGUAUAAUAGUUUUCAUUUGAAGAACCAGAAUGAACUAUGUCUUUAAUUCGGCCCUUUGAACCAAACUUCAACAUAUUACACAUAUAGUAUCGACGAGAGACUUCGGUCAAAUGGGGUAGCGCUAUUAAUGGCCACACACUGGUAUCUUGAUUCUCAUAAGAGUUACUAGAGAACAACCCAAUUCUCAUAGUCGCGGCCUCACGACGGCUCUCACUUAGGUGAAACCUCUAAGGGUAUAUGUGACCUAUACCCUGCGAGAGUGUGCCCGCCUUAGAAUCAUUUAGGGCAAAGCCCUUCCUUAACGCCACAUCACAACACUAAUGCGAUAGGGAUGAACAGAAGUGAAUCUCCUCAAGGAAACCUCCUAAU
Molecule: messenger RNA, 1126 nt
Organism: Cornus florida
Lineage: Eukaryota; Viridiplantae; Streptophyta; Magnoliopsida; Cornales; Cornaceae
Product: disease resistance protein Roq1-like
Exons: 1
Coding region: 59-562 (167 amino acids)
Biological process (GO): signal transduction
Source: RefSeq, a predicted model, not a curated record